AUGGUGGAAGAUCAGGCUGACAGCAGGAACCAGAAGGGCACAGCCAUUGCCUUUAAUUAUGAUUCAGAUACCAGAAGGUCGCGGCGGCGUUCCAGGACUCCAAAUAAAGAAGCUGGAGAAGAGAAACGCAAACAGCAGCGGGAAAAACGAAAGGCGCUCUUCGCGACCCCUGUAACGAAGCCAGCAGCGCCAAUUGAAGAGUCCGAUGACGAGCAAAGUGAGUCCUCCGGAAAAUACGUGGCCCCGCGGCCUGAUGCGUGGGAAAAGGCAGCCUGGGAGAAGAGUUCCUUCGAGAGUUCCUCGGAGAAGAGCAAGUUCCUGCGCCUCAUGGGUGGAGCCAAGGAGAAAAGUGGACUCGGAGACAAGGUUGAGAGCGCCCAAAAGGUGGGCCCCUCUUCGCAGGAACUUGAGAGGCAAUAUGUGCAGGGCAUGCAGAAGCAGCUCUAUUCUCGGCAUCGCGGCUUGGGGUGA
Cladocopium goreaui is the source of this 471-nucleotide messenger RNA. NCBI's taxonomy places the organism in Eukaryota, Dinophyceae, Suessiales, Symbiodiniaceae. The record is from the annotation of a GenBank genome assembly.